AUCAACUUUCGCUCUCCACAAAUGCUUCAGCUUCAAGAAAGUUCAGAACAGACGAAAUCGUUCGAUUGGUUAUUUCGAUAUAGAUCAUAAUUCCUUGUUUUGGUCUGUAAGCUUCACAGUCGUAUUGAUCAGGCUUGGGAAAGUUUUCGGAAAACGUGGCCUUUGUUUUGGUUAAAGCAAAAACAAAAAUUCAAGUCUGGAGAGGAGGCCAGAUCCCGCGAGAAUGAAUGAAAAUCAUGACAUACUGGACGGAAAACCGUUCAAAGUCAUCGUUUUUGGCGAAGCAGGUGUCGGAAAAUCCGCUUUGAGCAUUCGAUACGUUUGCCAAGAGUUCUCGGACGCCUAUGACCCAACAAUAGAGGAUAACUACGAAAUAGAUAUUGAGGUGGAUGGAUGCCCGAUCAAAGUUGAAGUGGUUGACACGGCAGGAAACGACGUGUUCCGGCGAAUGAGAGAUCAAUACAUAAAAAGUGGGGACGGAUUCUUAUUGGUUUAUUCCAUAACAGACCGCUCUAGUUCCACUGCAAUCACGUCUUUCCAUGAACAGAUCGUUGCUGCUAAAGGAAAAAAGGACAAAAUCAUACCUCAAAUCCCCAUUAUUUUGGUUGGAAACAAAAGUGACCUUGAUGAUGAAAGAGAAGUUUCAUAUCAGGACGGGAAAAAAAUUGCUGCUACCUUAUGUUGCUCAUUUUUUGAAACCUCUGCCAAGAACGACAUUGGUGUAGAUGAAGUAUUUGCCAACUUGGCGAAAAAAAUGAGAGAAUCUAGAGCGAACUCUGUCCGGAAAGCUUUCAUAAGAGAUCGACAUAGAUUCUCUUUGCGAAAUCUGUCGCUAAAAGAGAAGAAAUGUAAAGAGAAGCUGCAGGCCUUUAGGGCAGGUGAGACAAAGUCCAAACUAUCUAAGAGGGCCAAUGGAAGAUUUAGGGGACUUAUUUGCGGCGCAAGAAGUCUGGAUACCAUUGAUGGUUAGAACUCUGUGAUACAGAUAUCUGUUAAAAAUCUUUUGACAAAAAUAUCUUUCCAAACCAAUAAGGGAAUUUGUAGUACGAUGUACCAUGAAGGAUUUUAAGUCAAAGGUUAGAGAACUACAACUUUUCAUUGGGAUCUUUAUUAGUCUAUCGACGCACGACCUAAAGAAGGUUUCAGAGCCUGAUAUACAUGAAAGAAAAUAAAGCAAUCUAAAAUUGAAGUUCUCCGGAGCUUAAAUUCGGUUGUUUCAAGUCUCCUAAAAAUAUCGUGUUUGUUGAUGUUCGUGAGCCUUUCAUUGUAUUUCUCGUAGUUGAAGGCUGCAUCUUACUGACGCCUAUAUGAAUGUCAAAAUAAUACCAUAUGUUUCCCAAGCAGCAAUAUUUUAUCUACAAGAAGCUUGCUAAGCUUUAGUUUGUAAGAUACUAGACUAAUUUUUUAAAUUGAUAAAAAUAUCGAACGUUCUUAAACGAGUUACGAAAAAGGUGUCAAGAAAUCUUUUUUCUUCGAGUGAUAAUAUUAGUAUCUUGUACUUAAAGAUAAAUAAUUGAGAGGAAAGCAGCUCAGAAUAGUUACCUGCUGGCGACUAAGCUCAGGUGCUUUUUAGAGCACUCAGUACUCAAUAGCAGCGGUAAUUUUUACAUCAAGCCAAGCAAAGUAAGGGUGUAUCCUUCAAGGACCAUGUUUCUUAUUUGAUGAUGCUAAAAUAAGAAAGUCAAAUUUUUUAGCGAAGUCUAAGUAGAAGGACACCGGCUGCGCUAGUGAGUAUCCUAGAACAAUUUAUUUGAAACACUUGCACCGAGGCUUACUUAGAAGCCUUCGUUCCUUAAUUUUUAUCCCUACAAUAUUUUUUAAGUAUUUUGCAUGUCGGCAGAUUGUAUAAGCGCCAUUUCUUACUCUGACCAAAGCUGCUGUUGCAUUGCAAGAGCUAACGGUAGUCGGUAGCAUACUGGUCCACCGCUUUCGUCAGUCUCGUUACUAAAUCAUAAAUUAAAGCGCAGACUAUAGUUUAACGAGGUCCGAAGUUUAACGCAAGAGGUAGACAAGGUCAUAUUAAAGUUCUGUCUAGCAUAUAAUAUUAAUCAUCGAUAUUUCGUUCAUGCCUUGACGAAGACUGUAUAAGGAAAGCCAGAACGAGAGUGGUAUUCUGACUCGGACAUCACAUGAACAAGGCCUCUUUGAUGUUUUACAGAUGAAUAUUUCGUCGCUCUUUCUACAUCCAGCGACCUCGGUUGCGACGUAUUUCUUUGUACAUUAAUUGAGGUAAUCUCUUCAACUCUUUUGUUUUCUUCCUGGCUUGAAAAUGAGUUGAAACCAGCACCGUAAUUCCGACAAGAACAACUGCCAGCAUUAUCCAUCCCCCAAUCUAUGAAUUAAGACAAAAAGUUUCACCUUUACUAGCAUAUCUCAAUAAU
Pocillopora verrucosa is the source of this 2381-nucleotide messenger RNA. Its product is annotated as ras-related protein Rap-2b. Gene Ontology annotation, biological process: signal transduction. Gene Ontology annotation, cellular component: plasma membrane. Gene Ontology annotation, molecular function: GTP binding; GTPase activity; GDP binding. The record is from RefSeq and is a predicted model, not a curated record. NCBI's taxonomy places the organism in Eukaryota, Metazoa, Cnidaria, Anthozoa, Scleractinia, Pocilloporidae.